Molecule: messenger RNA, 444 nt
Organism: Symbiodinium natans
Lineage: Eukaryota; Dinophyceae; Suessiales; Symbiodiniaceae
Source: the annotation of a GenBank genome assembly
AUGGCCCAGCGAGGUGCCGCCUCCCGCACUGUUCGCCAGGUCAACGUCACAUGGCUCCGAGUUCCUGGUGCAUGGCCUUUGGCUGCGCGAUGCGUGCCGCGACGUGCCUUGCCUGUCCAGUUUGAACUCCUGUGCGUAUCCCUCUUCAGUGCCGAGGCUUACUUUGUGUCCGACGUUCAAGGUAGGCGCGCGGUAAGCGGCGUGCGCACAGACGGGCUCGUCAAGGAAGCCAGGGUGAUGGAUGGCAGUCUGGUCGGGCAAUGGAAAAAUGUGGGAUGGUGGCAGUCUGGUCUUGUGAGAGUCGGAGAAGGACGAGCCGCCCUCCAGCUUCCCGAGCCACUUCUGGGUGAGCUGCAUCCGCGGAAGGCGCCUCAGACCAGCCAGCCGAUCUACUUAGCCAUGCAGUGUGUACAUAUAACAUACGUACAAGCCCUUGCUGCGUAA